Haliotis rubra (blacklip abalone) is the source of this 3673-nucleotide messenger RNA. RefSeq names its product E3 ubiquitin-protein ligase DTX4-like. The transcript is spliced from 9 exons. The record is from RefSeq and is a predicted model, not a curated record. Gene Ontology annotation, cellular component: nucleoplasm. Gene Ontology annotation, biological process: protein ubiquitination; Notch signaling pathway. Gene Ontology annotation, molecular function: zinc ion binding; ubiquitin protein ligase activity. Bases 126 to 2066 code for a protein of 646 amino acids. Lineage: Eukaryota; Metazoa; Mollusca; Gastropoda; Lepetellida; Haliotidae.
AACAAAUAUGGCUACACCUGGAAGUGUGAUUCCGAAAGCUGGAUUUGUUGUAUGGGAAUGGUUGAGUGAAUAUGGUCGAUGGAGGCCUUAUGAUUCACCCGUGACUUGUCAGAUUGAAGGCCAAUAUGGCAAAGCACCACAAGUGUAUCUGGGGGCAGUCAACCAGUCGUUGUGCAUGUACAUUGUUGAUUUUACAAACAUGUGUCAAAUUCGUCAAGGAUCAGGUACAACAACGUCCAGUGAGGAGGAAGAUCUAUCCCCAAGUUAGCCAUUCAGCUAAUCAGAUUGCAUGGCAGUGGUCAGGUGACACGCCAGGUAGUUGGAACACUUAUGACUUUGAUGUAGCUGGUGUUAUUGAAGACUACUACAGCCGAGGACAGAAAAUCCUCGACCUGAGUGCUACCAUUCUUCAGCUGCCUUAUUAUAUCAAUCUUAGUGCUAUGCAGCAAGUGAGAAUUGAAACUGGAACAAUACGUGGAAUAAGACGGCAGAUUCUAAGUGUACCAUAUCCUUUAGACACUGGAAAGGCACAAAAUUUGGUGUUGCCUCCUCCGCAGCUUUUAAGCUCCUCUUCAUCUACCUCCAUGUCAUCAGGUGCAAGCAAGAGAACAGCAUCCAGUAGUUCGGAUUCAGAUUCAGAUGGUGGGCUUCCGAAUGGAAGCAUGCGUCACCUACGAUCAUCAAGGAAAAAACGUAGAAGUCGUUACCAUGGAUCCAGCAGUAAAACACAGACAAGUAGUGCUAGUGCUAGUUUAAACAUUCCAAAUCCAUCCAUCUCUAUGGGACAUCAAUACAUGAUGCCUUCUGGUUCCAAUGCAAUGAUUCAUGGAUUACUUCCUCCAAGCAAUAGAGCUCUUCAACAUACAAUGAACAGCAACUCAGUCGCUAGUUCCAGCGCCAGUACUGGUAACCAUGGGAACAGUAUGUUCAACUUGCUACCUCCAGCUCCUUCGGUAUCUUCCACUAGCGGUCCGUUAUUUCAGGGCCCUCUCACGCGGAGCAGGUACAACAAUGUGGCAUCGUCCAGUCUUGCACCGAGCAUCAUGGCUCCAUCAACCUCUGGGUUUGUGCCGUCUACAUCCAUGUCCAUGAUGUAUCAUAAUAGCAUCCCUAUAGGAAUGUCGGCACAUUCACAGUUCAUGCCUUCUGCUUCCAAUAAUAUCCCACUCCAGCUGAAUGCUGGGAAGGGUCGAGGAAGCCGGAUCAGUCCGGUUGUAUCCAACAUGACCAAUAUGCUGGUGUCGCCAGCAGUACCAGUGGCGUUCUCCAACCAGAAGGUGCCGGUCUUCCCUCCCCCCUCUGCAACCAACUCCCAGCAACCACAGGAUAACUUCCCCUCCUCUGGCAGAAUCCUCCUCCAGAAACUACGCAAAAAUAAACCCAAGACAGCAGAUGAGGUGCUGAAACGAUAUCUCAAGGUGGAACCCAAACCCCCGAAUGAGGACUGUUGUAUCUGCUAUGAUGCCCUGCAUGAAGAGUCGACCUAUGGAAGCACUGGAGAUGAGGACCACCAGGUUGUCGCCCUUGUCAAGUGUACGCACAUGUUCCAUCGCAUGUGUCUUAAUGCUAUGUACGAUAGUGGUCACAAGGAUGGCAGUAUUCAGUGUCCUACGUGCAAGACAAUCUAUGGUGAACGCCUUGGAAACUGUCCCCCUGGGGAGAUGGAGUUCCACCCGAUCCCUCACUCCCUCCCCGGCCACCCUGACUGUCAGGCCAUCAGAGUUGUGUACACUGUCAACCCAGGUCUACAGGGCCCAGAGCAUCCUAACCCUGGCAAGAGAUACUCGGCUCGUGGAUUCCCCAGAGUGGCUUACCUUCCUGACAAUGAGAAAGGCAGAAAGGUCCUGAAGCUGCUGACUAUUGCCUGGCAGAGAAGGCUGAUGUUCACCAUCGGUGUGUCUACCACUACGGGGGAGAACGAUACCGUCACGUGGAAUGAAAUUCAUCAUAAAACAGAAUUUGGCUCAAAUGUCUCUGGGCAUGGCUACCCAGACCCGAACUAUCUAGACAAUGUAACUAUGGAGCUGGCAGUGCAAGGUGUUUGUGAAGAUGAUCUGAACUCUUAGACCCAGUCCUUCACCUUGUAACCUGACCUCAACUCCCAAACGCUCACCUGUGAUGUUCCUUAUGAUAAUAAGAUAUAAGUAGGCCUAGUCGCGUUAUUAUUACAAUUAUGGUUGUAAUUGUUUUAAGAUAUAUUGUCUCACAAUUUCUGUUAAGUGAAUAGGUAAUACUACUCUCGAUAGACUAUUUUGACAUAUAGUGGUUUGUUAUGUUGUAAAAUUUUAUUUUAUUUGCUUACCUGAACUAUGUGAGCUAAUGUAAUGGAACGUUAAUGGUCUGGGGCCCAUUUCUGAAAACAAUUGUAGUGCUAUGACAGUCGUAACUCCAUGCUAAUCUUAGCGCUACGACUGUCGUAAGUCUAUGCUUAAGUAUAGGAGUUACGAUCAUCUUAGCGCUACGACUGUCGUAAGUCUAUGCUAAAGUAUAGGAGUUACGAUCAUCUUAGCGCGACGAUCAUUUUGUGAAACGGGGCCCAGAAUGUGAAUCACAUUUUCGAAUUCUUUGUGUCGACAAUUAUGCAGCAGCAAUGCAUAGAUGAUCCUGAAUGCAGCAUUGCAUCCCAUGGGCAUGCAGAAACAACAUCGUGGGUUCGACUCCAAGAUUUGUUCUGUUUACAAUUCUAGGUUUGUCAUGUGCUUAUUGGUUUAAUCCAAGUUGAUUUGGCACCGAUCAUCAUCGCUUUCCUCCCUCAUCAAGCUGACACACCAUGAUACGACUGAAAUCCUUCUCAAAACGUUGUUAUUCCACAGUAUAUCCAGGAAUGGCGUCUGUAACGUGUCACAGGUUUCCCAUCCAGUUUUAAAAAUGUCACAUAUGCUCCAUACUAGGUCAUUUCUGCUGGUAUCUGUGAGUAUAUCUUGAAGCUUUUUGCAAUGUUUUUGUCAUGAUUUUCUCAAUCCAGUCAUGCUAAUGUUGCAAAUAUUCAGGAACUUGUAGGGACGGUGGGGUAGUACGGUGUACUCUGUCUCAUGAUCAACAACUGAGUGUAAAGGAGCUGUAAACAAACUUUGUGGCCUCUCUUGUACCAUUCACCGAAACAUGCCCCACUGCUCCGGAUCCUGGACAUUCUCAGCCUCUGUGAAGCAUGCAGCAUGCCUUCUGGCUGACCACGUGACACCCCAAUCUGAUCAUUCUCUUUCUUGUCGUGCUGCUGAGCAGAUGUGAUAUAAACUUGAAGUGAAUAUUCUGGAUUACUUUACAAUGGGAAAGGAUAUUAUGAAAAAGAUGUUAUAGAUUAAUCUUGUACUUUCCGGGAGCCACAUCUAUUACAACAUGUAUCUCAGUACAUAUAUUUCAUUUUCCAUAGGUAUUUUAGAUAUUAUCACUGUGUUUUGUGCAUCAGAACCCUUCAUCCACACACUCUUGAUAAAACCGUCACAUUGAUUGUCACAAACUUUUCACAGUUUUUUCAAACCAUGCCUGUGACAUAUUGACUGUGUAUUAACUCCUGAUCAAGUAAAGAUAAGCUGAACUGAACUGAAAAUACUGAAUUCAACACCCUUAUAUGUAACUCCAUAACCAUGUACCCCCAAUCGAAAGAAUAUUCUUGUAAAAUAGAAUGUAGUAUACACCUUGCAAAAUGCAGUAAUAAAUAGCAUUUAUUUAUUUC